CAAACGGUUGGAGGAAACCGAGGCCAAGCCGCGGCCCCACGAUUCUAACUGUCAUCCUUUAUAUAGAUGCCUCUCAUCUCUACCCUCCAUCUAUCUUUCACGAAUCUUCCAACACCCAUCUAUCGCCCACUCCUGCUGUUCCUUCUUUCCCUCCCUUUCACCUUGCAUGACAACCUCUCAACUCUUUAUUAUGAAAUGCUGAGACCAAACUGUAUCCCUUCCUCUUUCUCCAACGACAGAAGACAAAGAGAGAGAAAGAGCGAGAGAUCGUCUUCCCUUGUUGCAUGUUUCUUGUGGUAAGGCUUCACUGGCAUUGAUCGACGUCAAACAAGGAAGAAGACAAUGGUUCAGAUCAGCAACAGCCUUGUGGGCUUCCUCAACUUCCUAACCCUGCUCAUCUCCUUCCCCAUCCUCGGCGCCGGGCUGUGGUUCCGUCUCCAUGCCGCGACGGAGUGCGAGAGGUUCCUGCAACUACCUCUCCUCGUGUUGGGCGGGUUCCUCCUGGUGGUGUCGGUGCUGGGCCUGAUCGGCGCCUGCUGCCGCGUGUCGUUCUUCAUGUGGCUCUACCUCUUCGUGAUGUUCCUGUUGAUCCUCGCCAUGAUCGUCUUCACCAUCUUCGCGUUCGUGGUGACGAACAAGGGCGUGGGCGAGGCGGUGUCGGGCGUGGGGUUCAAGGAGUACCGGCUCAGCGACUACUCGGGAUGGCUGCAGAAGAGGGUGGAGAACUGGGAGACGUGGAGGCAGAUCGACGGCUGCUUGAAGGACGCACAAGUAUGCGCCGGGUUUGAGGGCUUCGCUGGUCUCCAGGCCAGCCAGUUCUUCGCCAAAAACCUAUCACCCUUACAGUCUGGGUGCUGCAAGCCCCCAACAUUCUGUGGAUUCCAGUACAAGAAUGCUACUUUUUGGACAAUUCCCACAACAGGGCUUAAAUCGACAGAUGCUGACUGCAAACUGUGGAGCAAUGACCAGGACAAGCUGUGCUACGACUGUGGCUCAUGCAAGGCAGGUGUGCUUGCAACCUUGAAGACCAAGUGGAAGGCGGUUUCCAUCUUCAAUGUUGCCCUCCUUGUGUUUCUCAUCAUAGUCUACUCAAUUGGUUGUUGUGCUCUGCGAAACAAUAGAGCUAAGAGGCACGGGGGUUACUAUCCCUAUGCUCGUUGA
This is a messenger RNA of Musa acuminata AAA Group (dessert banana), 1161 nucleotides long. RefSeq names its product tetraspanin-8-like. NCBI's taxonomy places the organism in Eukaryota, Viridiplantae, Streptophyta, Magnoliopsida, Zingiberales, Musaceae. Bases 343 to 1161 code for a protein of 272 amino acids. The record is from RefSeq and is a predicted model, not a curated record. Gene Ontology annotation, cellular component: plasmodesma; plasma membrane. Gene Ontology annotation, biological process: auxin-activated signaling pathway. The transcript has 2 exons.